Metopolophium dirhodum (rose-grain aphid) is the source of this 2411-nucleotide messenger RNA. It is a transcript of the gene barc, whose product is annotated as HIV Tat-specific factor 1 homolog. Gene Ontology annotation, molecular function: RNA binding. NCBI's taxonomy places the organism in Eukaryota, Metazoa, Arthropoda, Insecta, Hemiptera, Aphididae. The record is from RefSeq and is a predicted model, not a curated record. The coding region runs from base 269 to 1873 and encodes 534 amino acids. Gene Ontology annotation, cellular component: U2-type spliceosomal complex; U2 snRNP. Gene Ontology annotation, biological process: mRNA splicing, via spliceosome. The transcript is spliced from 10 exons.
GUCUAUAUAUUUAUGUGUAGACUCUACUUACUGCAUGUUAGUUGAUAGUUAGUUCAGACAGUCCAGUACUUACUACAAUUAAUAAAAAGUUUUUUGAUUUAUGUAUUUGUUUAAAUUAACUGUGGGUAUGAACUUUAAAAAUGAAUAAGAUAUUAAACUACAGUUAUUUGUAAUCGUAGGAUAUUGUAGUUAUCCAAUUGGCAAUUACCUAUAAUACAUUGCUGUGUUUUUCAUCAUGGAAAUUUAACUUGUAGUUAAUAAGAUCAGUAUGGAAUCCAUUUCAACAUCAGUUCCACCAGAUAUUCCAAACUCCGAUGACAGUAACUAUAAAUAUAUAGAUGGUGUAUGUUUUUACACAGAUCCAAGUACUAAGAAAGAGUAUACUUGGAAUAAGGAAAAAGGCACUUGGGCUGAAAAAGGCUUUGAAAACUAUGAAUAUGAUGAAAUUUGUAAAACAUACAAAUAUACCGAUAAACAAACAAAUAUUUCAUACUUGUGGGAUCUAAAGUCUAAUAAAUGGGAAGUACAAAAAAAGGAAUCCAUAAGUUUGGUAGAAGACAAAGAUUUUGAUGAUAAUAAUGAUGGAGAAGAAUUCGAUGAUGAUGAUGAAAAAGGAAGAACUCAGCGUACAGUUAAGCGGCAAGAUAUGAGUAAAGGAAAGUAUGGACAUGAUGGUAUUACUCAAACAUAUACUGAUCCAGCCGAUGGAACAGUUUAUAUUUGGGAUAGAGAGAAAAACGCAUGGUUUCCUAAGAUUGAUGAUGAUUUUAUGGCCCAUUACCAACUUAGCUAUGGAUUUAAUUCAACUGAUAGUUCUACUGUAAGUGUAAAUACUACAAACACAUUAAAAACAAAUACUAUUGGAGCUCAAAGUAAAGAAAAUCAAUCUGAAUCUACCUUGAAUGCUCCAGAUGUAGUGCUUGAACCUGAAAAAAGGAAACUCCCACAACCUUCUGAACCAAAUUGGUUUGAGAUCGAUGAAGAGCAUAACACCAAAGUAUAUGUCUCAAAUUUACCACUAGAUAUAACCGAACAGGAAUUUAUUGAUUUAAUGCAAAAAUGUGGAUUGAUCAUGAAAGAUAUUGACAGUGGUCAAAUGAAAAUUAAGCUUUACACUGAGAGAGGCACAGACAUUCUUAAAGGAGACGCUCUAUGCACAUAUAUAAAGAUAGAAUCAGUAGAUCUAGCAUUAAAGUUGUUGGAUGGUUACAUAUUUCGAGAUAAAGAGAUCAGUGUGGAAAAGGCAAAAUUUACAAUGCGUGGAGAAAAAUAUGACCCAUCAUUAAAACCAAAAAAGAAAAAGCGAAAAGAUAAAGAAAAGAUAAAAAAAAUUCAAGAAAAGUUAUUCGAUUGGAGGCCUGAUAAAAUUAUUGGUGGAAGAGGAAAACAUGAAAAUGUUGUGAUCGUCAAAAAUUUAUUUGAAAAAGAAACAUUUGACAACGAUGUAUCAUUACUUUUAGAAUACCAAAGAGAUCUCAGGGAAGAGUGUUCAAAAUGUGGUAUAGUGAAAAAAGUAGUUGUGUAUGAUAGACAUCCAGAGGGUGUUGCUCAAAUUAAUUUCAAGGAACCUGAUGCAGCUGAUGCUUGUGUGCUACUGUUAAAUAAUCGGUGGUUUGGACAAAGAAAGAUUACUGCUGAAACAUGGGAUGGGAAAACUAAAUACAAAGUCAUUGAAACACCUGAAGAAACUGAAGAGCGCUUAAAGAAAUGGGAAACAUAUUUAAUAGCCACUGGUAGUACUGAAAAGAAUGAUGCUCAUGAAUCUGAUAGUGACUCAGUAAAAACAAAAAGUGGAGGUGAAAGUGAUGAUGAAAUGUCAUCAAAUAAUCAAACUACAAAUAAUGAAAAUAAAGAUAAGUCAGAGUCAAAUUAGUCUUCUCCAGCAGGUAUGGCGUCUUCUAACCGUUUGUUGAACUUAAUUCGCAAUUCAGUGGCCAAAUCGCCUUUAAGUUGAUCUUGCACAAACCAACAAGACACAUCCAUUUGUACCUAAACACAACAACCAAUUAUAAUACUUAUUGUGUUUUGUAUGUACAAAAAUUAUUUGAACAUUAAUUAGUAUUGUCAAAAUAUAAAUUGUAUUUAUGCUCAACACAAUAAAGCGCUAGAAAAUAAUAUUAAUAACAUAUUUUCAUACAGUUUAAUGAUAUAAAGAAAAAUUGUUUUGUAUAAUUAUAUAAUUCUGAUGUAGAAUAAUAUUUUGUACCAAGUUCUAAAUAGCUUCUAAGUAGUAUUUUACUCAAUUGUGAAAUUAUUUUCAUGACAUUAGUCUUAUUAUUUAUACAACAUUUCUUCAACUGUCAUAAAUAAUAAGUAUAUUUAAAUUUAUUUUUUUUCUUAUACUAGUUUAGUAACUUCCAGUUUAAUUUUUUCACAUGAAAAUCAAAACAUUAAAAAUCAGCUACCAAGUA